This is a messenger RNA of Priceomyces carsonii, 204 nucleotides long. RefSeq lists its product as uncharacterized. The record is from RefSeq and is a predicted model, not a curated record. Bases 1 to 204 code for a protein of 67 amino acids. The transcript has a single exon. NCBI's taxonomy places the organism in Eukaryota, Fungi, Ascomycota, Pichiomycetes, Serinales, Debaryomycetaceae.
AUGUUAGAAAUUGCAGCAGAAAAAGGCAUCAAACCUUGGAUUGAAGAAGUACCUGUCUUCUGCAAAGUUGCGGAGAGUUUUUGGAGAAUUCUUACAAAGGUGAUGCUAGAUUUAGAUUUGUUUUCACCGACUAUGAGAAUGCUUUAUGAAUUUUCCUAUUGCUUUUCCCCUGGUUCUCUUGGUAAAGGAGGAUGGACUUUCUGA